AUAUUUUGAUAGACUGGCAUCGUUUGUGUUCAAAAGAGACAGCAUAAUAUAUCGUGGUGAUGGAGGAGGCGAAUGUAGACAACGAAAACCCCGAAAACGAAGCACGCGAUGACGAUGGCAUUACAGCCAAGAAAAAAUCGGCUACUACCAAGAUUGAAAUUUGUUUCACAACAUUGAAUAUACAUGGUGGCAACGACGUGGAGGCCCAGGUUUUGUAUGAGUACUUCGCUGCAUUCCCACGGCCCGUUGGUGUGUUGGCAUUGCAGGAAUGUCCCCGAACAAUUUUGCAGUGGCAAUUUCCGCCAGGAAAAAACCUGUGGUCCUCUCUCGACCUAAGGUAUUGUCAUUAUGCCGGGGCCGACUACAUGGGGAAUCUACUCCUAUCGCGAUACCCCUUUACGGAAGAGGGGGCGGAGAGUGUUUACUUGGAAGCGGGUUGUACGUCGUCGCAACGCAAAACAGCGGAAAUGCGGAGUGCUGCUGUUGCGAAAAUCAGACUUUCGCCUAAUGCAGAAAUUCGCAUUGCGGCAACGCACUUGGACCACCGCUUUGAACAGAGUCGUUUGAUGCAAUUAGAUUUUCUGCUGGGUUCAGCGUUUCCAGCAGAUGUUGAACAGCCUCCACGACGCUGCUUCGAUGUACUUCUCGGUGACUUGAAUGCACUUAAAAAGAAGGACUAUUCGAGUGAGGACUUGAAAGAGAUUGCAGAGGUGCGUGCGCGCUCCUCGUGGGAGAGUCCUCGUUUUGAGGUUACCGAUUUGCUUCAGAAAAGCGGAUGGAAAGAUAGCAUUUUAGGAUCGACGACGAGGACGAUUUCAUCUUCGAAUCAGCAACAGAGACUACAAGAAGCGAACAGCAACACAAAAUAUCAGGAGAAGAUGGAGGGCUCUGGCACAUCGUCUUUGCUGGUUUCUCAGCCACCACGAUGGUCCUUGCAUAGAGGAGGUGGCGUGCAAGGAACGGCUGGACACUAUGAGACGCGAAUUGACUACAUCUGGUUUCGGGAAACACCGAUGACACCUAGUGCGAGGGCGACUACAGAACCAAAAGCGAGCACCACUACCGCAAGCGUCGACAGACCUCCCCUAAACAAGAAAAGGGCACGGGAAGUUAGAUGCAAGAAUUCUGAUUGUACCCCCGUUCAGGUUCUUGGCACGAAAUAUAAUUCGAAGCAUCCUAGUAUUGUUGCAAAGGACUACGAAGUUUUUCAGCCCAAAAGACGCUUCGAGAAAAAUGUCUUUACUGAUCACGCUUGUGUAACUUGUGUUUUAGGAUUCGACAUUGAAGAAGAAAAUAGCGAGUGACACCAAAAACACGCUCCUACCCAAGCACGAGUGAAAUCAUGCAAAAUGCGCUCGUACCCGAGUUAUAUAAUCGGC
Messenger RNA from Amoebophrya sp. A25, 1379 nucleotides. Lineage: Eukaryota; Dinophyceae; Syndiniales; Amoebophryaceae. The record is from the annotation of a GenBank genome assembly.